AUGAGCACAAAGAGCGGGCGACACGUGCGCGCGUGUGCGUGCGCCCGCGUCGGUGUGCGCGGAGAUAGGCGGCCGCAGGAAACUCCGUUCUCUUCCACUAGGAAAGACCUUGGAUGCGAAUCGGCACGUUGCAAUGUGUACCGCCAUCGCCUACGCCGUUGCCUACUUCACGCCGACGGCACAAUCCGCCGAACGAUGAAUCCACGCUGUAUGUACUGCGCGUUCGUUUUCGAACGGCGAUCUUUCAACGGCUGCGUUCGUAGCUCCUUACCGCGAACUAGGACGAUUGGACGUUUUUACUUAUCACAUGAAAUGUGGCGUAUUGUUGUUCCGCUCUACGCGGUCCACGCAACGGCCGAUGAGAAUUUUAGUGAAGAAAAACCGCCACGCCGGAGGUUUUGUAACAACUAUCGAAAGCGCGGCUCGUCGAGCAAGGCCCGCGCCGUUGUAGACGUCGAAACCGAAGCUCGGCCGGAGGCGGAGCAAAUUGAGCGCUUCGAGCGCGCUAACGCCACUCGACUCCCCUUCACUGCGUCGCCAGCGGGCCAGGCAUGCGCGGGAUGUGGUCGUGCCCGUUUCCACGGCGUUCGACGCUCACGGGCUGCCCCGGGACGGGGGGCGCACCUGUGCCUUCCUGCGGGAGAGUGCGAGGCCGCGCGCGUGUUCCGCGCCGCGCUUGCACAAUACGGCGGCGGCGACCCGGUUACGACUUUCGCCGCGCGCGCACAAACUGAAUCCAGGGGCUGCUUGGCACUAUGUAGCACUGUAAUCCGGGCACAGUCACUGGCACGUUCGCGGGAGCGCGUUGGUGAUUCGGCGCGACGGCGCUGCGGGCCGCGGGCGCCGGGCGAGUGGCGCUGCGGCGCCGCCGUCGGUUGCGCCACGCUGGAAAGUAAAAGUGAGCGGCGCGCGCGGGGCGCGGCGGCGCAUUUCUCCCACUUUCGCCGCGGUGAUUCACGCGCCCGACCGCGCCAAGGUCGCUCCCCGCGACUCCCGCGCACGCACCAACCCCGGCCCCGGCCGUUUCCUCGUCUUAAUCCAUCAGGCAAUACCAAAGACCUCAUCGGUAACUGCGCAUACAAACUUUUAGGGGGCCUGGUGAGGUCUAUAUCUUUA
Iphiclides podalirius (scarce swallowtail) is the source of this 1116-nucleotide messenger RNA. The record is from the annotation of a GenBank genome assembly. Lineage: Eukaryota; Metazoa; Arthropoda; Insecta; Lepidoptera; Papilionidae.